Molecule: messenger RNA, 330 nt
Organism: Capsicum annuum
Lineage: Eukaryota; Viridiplantae; Streptophyta; Magnoliopsida; Solanales; Solanaceae
Product: glutamic acid-rich protein-like
Exons: 2
Coding region: 1-330 (109 amino acids)
Source: RefSeq, a predicted model, not a curated record
AUGGAAGAAGAUAAGAGCCAAGAAGAAAGUGGAAAAGAAGUAGCUACAGAAGAAGAAGAAGAUGAAAAAAAAGCAGUAGCAGAUGAAGAAGAAGAAAAAGAAGAAGCUGAGGAAGAAAAGGAAGCUGAAGAAGCAGCAGCUGCUGCAGCUACUAAAAAAGAAGGAGAACAAGGUGAGAAUGAAGCAGUAGCUGGAACUGUUGAGAAAAAAAGAGAUGAAGCUGAAGAUGGAAAGGAAGAAGCAGACCAAAUAGAUGUGGUCAUGGAUAUCGUUGAUGAAAUCAACAGUAACAUUUGUGUUGAUGUGGAACAUAGGGAAAAAGACAUUUGA